This is a messenger RNA of Pelobates fuscus (common spadefoot toad), 763 nucleotides long. It is a transcript of the gene MRPL42, whose product is annotated as mitochondrial ribosomal protein L42. Gene Ontology annotation, cellular component: mitochondrial large ribosomal subunit. Lineage: Eukaryota; Metazoa; Chordata; Amphibia; Anura; Pelobatidae. The transcript is spliced from 5 exons. Bases 162 to 623 code for a protein of 153 amino acids. The record is from RefSeq and is a predicted model, not a curated record.
GCCUCUCCGUUAGUUAAAACAAACCACGACACAGCAGCUUCUCACCAACAUAACGAUUCAGCGAGACGUUAUAAAUCAUACCGUGAGACGCACGGCCUGGCUUGCACACCGGAUGCCGUUAAUCUUCCCCCGGACCGUUUCCGGUUGCUGGUGCCUGGAAGAUGGCGGCCGCGGUGAGGAGCGGGAUACUGAGCAGCCGGUGGUGCUGGCGGGGGAUCCGCGCAGCAUCUCCUCGUGGAAUCGGCGGGAAAAUCCCGGCUGGUGCGCGAGAUGUUACUGUAUGCAGUUAUCGACACAAAACAGUAUAUUCAGCACUUCCGGAUGAUUACAAUUGCAAAGUUGAACUUGCUUUGACAUCUGAUGGGAAAACUAUAGUCUGCUACCACCCCUCAGUUGAUAUCCCAUAUGAACACACAAAGCCCAUUCCUGUACAGGAUCCUUUACACUGCCAUGAAGAAACACAUGAGCAAGUGCUCAAAGCCAGAUUACGAGAAGCUGACCCCAGUCCUGCACCAACAAUAGAACAGCUCAGUAAAAUGUUUUACACAACCAAACACCGCUGGUAUCCCGUUGGACAGUAUCAUAGAAGACGCAUGAAGACAGAUCCCCCUAAAGACCGAUGACUUUAGCAUGUUUUGGUAUCUUAUGUUGUUCAGUUAUGUGUGUGUCUUCAUUACUGCCAAAUGCCAUAUUCUCUUUCUGUUUGAUCGGAGGAGUAACCAAAUUUGGAAAAGUAAUCAAACUAAUAAAAUGUUUACCUAUA